CCUCAAUCAUUGAUUGUCUUGACUUUGAAACCCCGAUCAUUGAUUGUCUUGACUUUGAAACCCCGAUCAUUGAUUGUCUUUACUUUGAAACCUCAAAUACUGAUUGUCUUUACUUUGAAACCUCAAUCACUGAUUGUCUUGACUUUGAAACCUCGAUCAUUGAUUGUCUUGACUUUGAAACCUCAAUCAUUGAUUGUCUUUACUUUGAAACCUCGAUCAUUGAUUGUCUUCACUUUGAAACCUCGAUCAUUGAUUGUCUUGACUUUGAAACCUCGAUCAUUGGUUGUCUUGACUUUGAAACCUCGAUCAUUGAUUGUCUUGACUUUGAAACCUCGAUCAUUGAUUGUCUUGACUUUGAAACCUCGAUCAUUGAUUGUCUGGACUUUGAAACCUCAAUCACUGAUUGUUCUGACUUUGAAACCUCAAUCACUGAUUGUUCUGACUUUGAAACCUCGAUUAUUGAUUGUCUUGACUUUGAAACCUCGAUCAUUGAUUGUCUUGACUUUGAAACCUCGAUCAUUGAUUGUCUAG
This is a messenger RNA of Lottia gigantea (owl limpet), 531 nucleotides long. RefSeq lists its product as hypothetical. The annotation marks the transcript as partial. The transcript has a single exon. The record is from RefSeq and is a predicted model, not a curated record. NCBI's taxonomy places the organism in Eukaryota, Metazoa, Mollusca, Gastropoda, Lottiidae.